AUGCGCUUCCUGUGCAUCCUGGCGGUCGUAGGAGCCGUCGCCGUCUUCGCUAAAGGUUUUCAUAACAAAUUAUCGUACGUUCAAAGGCGGGUCGCAACUGUCGUUUCUCUUGAAAACAGCACAAAAAUUUGUCUUAAUGGUGCUGAACGGUGGUUGGCCUUCCGAACUCUGAGAUUAUGCUGGUUUUUGAAGGCGUGUAGGCGGAGUUUGUAGAGAAGUUUACGGUGAAAAGGCUCGACAGCGGUAUAGUCUGUUCAGAUUUUGAGUGUCAAGUCGUCGCUCAAAAGUCGCCCCUAAUGGUGCGUUAAACCAAUCAGAGAGCGAGCCAUCCACAGAGUUUUUUUGAAUGACGUCAUUGCACUUGACAUUAAAAAUCUGAACAGACUAUAGUUUAAGUUACGCAAGACUUUCGCGUGUAGUUUUCUUGAUUUUCAAUAUUUUGUCCUAGGAGCAGAGCUUUUCUGAUACAACUUGCAGGAUAAUAAAAUUCGAAAAACAAGACUUCGCGAGAAAAAGACGAAAUAAUUGCUCCAUAUUAAGUAAUCACUGAAGAGAUUUUGUAAUAAGUCACCCAAAAAGGGCCUUUUACUCUUUGUUUAUCAAUUAUUAAGACCGGCUACUCCUUCUGUCUCACACGAGGAUUCUCGUUUCAGAUGCUCCAGGACUGAAAAAACCUCUGGGUAAAAAACCUUUCGUUGUUCCGACAAGAGAACCCAGAAAUAAAGAGACUUCCAGCCAAGCACCAGUCAAAGGAAAUUCCGAUCCAACUUUGACGGGUUGGUGUUUCAAACUAUUGUUGAAACUGUUUUGUCAAAUUUGAUUUUUGAUUGGUCAAUUUUGGAAAAAAAGGGGCGUGGUCAGCCAAUCAAGGGUGUAGUUCUAUCGAGCCAAUUUCGAAAUCACUGCGUAUCAAAAGGAACUAGAAAUAAUUGAAAUACGAUAAAGUUUAUUUUCUAACUUAUUUUUUUCAGAUUCUGCAGAAAAUCAGGCCGACGCUGGUAACAAACCUGCAGAGCAUGACUACUUGACUGAUCCACCGGAGAAAGUGGAGUCUUCAAGCGAAACUCUGGAUAAAUCGGGUCCUUUUUUUGUUUAUUAUUUUUGAAUAGAAAUAGAGUGCCAGCUGGUCAAAAAGCGCAGUUUUUUUCAGAGUAAGCUUUAUAAAAGUUCACAGGGUUGUUCCGAAUACAGCUUUUUUUCUGGUCGAUUUAACAGCGGUCUUUCGAUUUAUUUUUAAAAAAAAAGUUCUAUCAGUCAGUUCAAAAGUGAAUGGCGAUGAUUUAUAUAAUUUUGAAUAUUUGAAUAAUUUUUUCAGUCGGAUACAUAGGAAAUGAAGCUACUUUCUUCUACCCUUUGAAGAUUUCCGAUAGGCUGGUUACGUCCUUUUUUUCAGUGGAUCGAUUUUUAUCGAUUUUAAGAGCUACCAUGUAUGCAGCUGUUAUGGAAAAAAAGUUCAAAAAAACAACUUUUUUCUUCCUUUUCUGAAAAUUUGCACUUCAGAUGGUCUAUCGCCUAAUGAUUUUGUCCACAAACCUUCCGAUGACUUGACGGAAUCGUCUGAAUAUCAUUAUAAAGACUACAAGGGCUCCGAUCCGACUUUGACUGGUUGGCAUGAAUAGCAUAUGCUUCAUUUUAAAAAGAAGUUUUCAAGAGUUUUGUUUUUUUUUUUCCGCGGCUUUGACCGUCUGAUUCAUACAGAAGGUUUUACUCGCUCUUUUUUGCAGUUUGAACGUUUUUUGAUUUGAAGAAAGUUUAGGGAAGCUUCAUACUGUUUUCAAAAGGUUCACCUGAAAUUUCAUAAAAGUUUUAACAUUCAGAGAGAAAUAAUGUCGACGUACGAAAUUUGAAAGGGCUUGAAAAAAGUUUCUCUAACGAGCUGAAUGUUUCUAAUGGGUGGACUGAGUUCUUCCUUGAAGUGGAGCAACCUCAAAAACCCUAAAUGCUGUCUUGAACACACUGAUUAAAAACAAAGAUGCUUGAAACAGGGCAUGAAGAAUCGCAAAAAAGAAGGCGCUUGAUAAAAAUCUGUUCAAAUGGUUUAAUUUCAGAUGAGGAAGUGAAGAGGUUCAUUACCUCGGGCAGUCUUGCUCUGGAGGUGAGUCUGUGCAAAUCUGUCUGGAAAUCACAGAGGUAGAAAGUGUUCUCAGACCCGAAUUCCGAGUAAAAGUGAAAAUUUAGAAUCUUAUUUCACUUAAUAAUAAAACAGAAUAAAAUGGCAUUCGUAUGCGCUGCUCAUUUCUCAAGUAGUUGAAAAAAAAAAUGAAGAGACGUCGAAUCGUCUCUUUUUUACUCACUCUACCGCUGGUGGUGAAAGAGAGAAGUAUUGAACUAUACUAGUAAAAGAAGUUCGUCGCGUCGUCUGACUUGAAAAUAUUUGAUCUUGAUGCGAACUGCAACGCGAUCGCGUUGUUUUAAGCCAUUCCAAGCGCGGUCGCGACGCAUCAAACUUUCGAAAAAUCGUGUUUCCUUCCAGGGUGACCGUCGCGAUAGGUUGGAGCGCCAGCGCUUUGGUGAACACCUGCGAGAGGUUUUCGGAAGGGUUUGAUGAUUUUUUUUUCCUUUUUUUCCACAUAGACAAACAUUUCCUUCCUUUAAAAUCUAUUUAUCUCUUUAGAAAGAACCCAGCCCCGUUGGCGAGAGUGGACUCUACCUCAUGCUCAGAGACGCCUUGGCCGCUGUAAGUUCAUUUUAUUUUUUCAGUUUAACUGUUUCUUUUCUAUAAUAUUUUCGACCUAAUUUUUUUUUUUUUUUUAAGUUUUUUUCAUGUGCUCAGAAGAUCCUAGCGAGGCAAAUUGUACUGUUUUGGCAAAUUCGAACAGUGAAAACUUUUUUCAAAGUCUUUUUUGGCAUUCUUAAAGAUUCACAGAUCCGGAAACAGAAGACGAAAAUUUCUUUGACAAACUUGGUUCUUUUUGAAAGUUGUAUUGCUUCUUUUUAAGAAUAAAAAUGUGGUCUCGUCGAAGGGAUGGGCUCUGAUCGGUGGAUUGUGCAGGGUGAUUUCCAUUUCUGUCUGCAAUUGCACUCGCUCAUUUUCAGCAAUUCGGAGAACGACUCAAAAAAUACGAUCCGAAAACGUCGAAAUUGCUGUGUGGAUAUUGAUUUUCUGUCCUUUUUGUGCAAUGAACAUUUAAUUUUACCUGUGGUUCUUAUGCAUUUCGUUUUCCGUCAUGAAGUUGUGUUGGUUUGCAAAGGUUUGCUCUCUUUUUCCUUUUUCAGUUGGUUUUUCUAUUUCUAAGCAUGCUCAUUUUGCGUUCCACAGAAGCAUUUCUAAUUGCUUGAAAUGUAAAAAAAGAACUAGUUUUUUAUGUAUAAAUUCGUAGUAUGAAAUAGAAACCAGCGACUUCUCCGAUUUUUUCAUAUCGCUCCGGAACUUUCCGACUAGCCGUAGGCAAAAUCGGAAAGGCACGGAAGGACCCUUCGAGGGUCUAUGAAGGGUGAAAAAAUUGUUAACAGGUCUUUAAAAAACUAAAAAAAAAAGUGAAAAUAGUUAGUCGGAAACGUCGUCGUCGAAAAGUUCCCUAACGAUAUAAAAAAAAAAUAUAUCGCUAGGGAACUUCUCCGACUAGUCGACGUGGCGAUGAGACCGACACGUCGACUAGUCGGUAUCAUUGCCGCUCUCUCAUGGGAUAAUAUUCCGACGCCCGUCAUCCCUGGACAGGCUGGGCGCCGUACUGUCCCAACAUGGUGAAGCAGUUUAUUCGCUGGUACUACCAACGGACCAACAUUAUUUCCCAACGCUGUCACUCCGGGACGUAUUGGACAACGGUUGUGGACCGUAACCCGCGCCGACGACUAACUCUUCGAUUAUACCAUGAUUCAGCAGAGAUUUUCUUCAUCUUACUCUGA
Molecule: messenger RNA, 3846 nt
Organism: Caenorhabditis auriculariae
Lineage: Eukaryota; Metazoa; Nematoda; Chromadorea; Rhabditida; Rhabditidae
Source: the annotation of a GenBank genome assembly